ACAAAAAAACGUGUAGUUUGUUAUUGAAAGUCAAACUGAAAAAAGGUGUUUUUGAGCUUCUUGAUCGGUUGUUUCGCUCGAAAAGAUGUUAUGAGUUAAGGAGUGCUAUGAGGUAAACGAUAAAUAAUUGAUUCUAUUGCUGACAAUACGAUUUUGAUAGAAAAAUCAUGUUUGGAAUACGUUUUCGCGACGUUCGAGUUCUGUCAUCGAAAUUGUCGAUUGCACGUGCACAAACUGUUUGUAAUUGUAUGUGCAUUAAUGAUCAUAUCAGUAGGCGAUAUAGUAGUAGCAAAAGAGACAAAAGUCCAAUUCGGAAGCCUGGUAAAUUACAUGCUACCAAAAACUUAAAAUUACAUGCCAAACCAAGAAGAGUUUCUCCAUCUUCUGGCUUGAAACGUCCCACCAUCAAAGAACGAAUUAAAAAGCCUACAGAGGAUAAAACUUUGUUUGCACCAUUAACAGUUGAUCCAGUAUUAAAAAGUGGAGAAAAUGAAGAUAUAGGAACAGAAUUAGCCGGGAAACUGACAAAAGAGGAAAAGGCACAGAUUAUAAAGUCUUUUUAUAUGGAUAACUCAUUGGGUUUGCUUGCCAGCCAACAUAGAAUAGAAGGAGAGAUUUUUGAGUCAGCCAUGACGUCUUUUAGAAAGUACUGUGUCAAUUCAACACAACUCCCUGUAGAGCUGCAUAUAGUAUUCAGAGAUCUUGUAGAGAAGCAUGGUCAUGUUUCAGAUUUGUUUCCAUUCUUCUUGGAACAUACAAAGAUCGUAUUUCCUCACCUUGAUUGUAUAGAGGACCUUCAAAAAAUUAGUGAUCUAACAGAACCUAGUGCAUGGUAUCCUUUAGCCAGAUCUAUACAAAGGAAAAUUAUAUUUCACGCAGGACCUACCAACAGUGGAAAAACAUACCAUGCAUUGAAGCGUUUUAUGGAGUCCAAGUCAGGGGUAUACUGUGGACCUCUUAGGCUGCUUGCUAUGGAAGUCUAUGACAAAUGUAGAGAUGCUGAAGUUGAUUGUGAUUUGAUAACUGGGGAGACGAGAAGUUUUGCCAAUGAGGAUGGGUCAGCGUCUGAUCAUGUAGCUUGCACUGUUGAAAUGACAAGUCUUACCCAGGAAUAUGAUGUAGCAGUUAUAGAUGAAAUACAAAUGAUUGGAGAUCUACAGAGAGGAUGGUCAUGGACGCGAGCAUUGCUUGGUAUUGCUGCCAAGGAAGUGCAUGUGUGCGGUGAAGAAACAGCUAUAAAUCUUGUGAAAAAUUUACUGUAUACUACUCAUGAUUCUUUUGAGGUACGAGAGUAUAAGAGGUUGACAAGUUUAACAUACCUGGAUGCUGCUGUUGGCAACUUCGACAAUAUCAAGAAAGGAGACUGUAUUGUAUGUUUUUCUAAGAAAGAUAUUUUCAGAAUAUCUAAUAUACUUAGUGCCAAGGGAUAUAAUGUUGCACUCAUAUAUGGAGAUUUACCACCAGGUACAAAAAUAGUACAGUCAAGAAAAUUUAAUGACCCAAAUGACCCCACUGAUGUGCUUGUAGCAACAGAUGCUGUUGGAAUGGGAUUGAACCUUUCCAUUAAACGGAUAAUAUUUUAUUCAUUGAUGAAAUUUUCAUUACAAGAAGAUGAUAGACACAAACAGGGCUAUCUGUCUACAUCACAAGCUCAGCAGAUUGGUGGAAGAGCGGGGAGAUUUAGGACACAAUUUGAGGACGGGGAGGUGACCACUUUCUGGCCCAAGGACGUUAAAGUCCUGAAAAAUAUAGUGAAUACAGAGAAGACCCCACUGGAAAAAGCUGGUAUGCAUCCGACUACAGAGAUGAUAGAGAUGUUUUCAUAUCAUCUUCCGAAAGCUACACUCUCAAAUCUUUUAGACAUUUUUGUACACGUGUGUAAACUGGACGACAUAUACUUUAUGUGUAACUUGAAGCAGUUUAAAGAACUAGGGGAGAUAAUACAGCAUGUUCCACUUCCUCUCCGUACAAGAUGUACAUUAUGUUCAUCACCUUUAAAGAUUAAAAAAGGCAUGGCUCAGGUCAUGUUUGUAAAGAUUGCCACUGAAAUGAGCAAAGGGGUUCCGAUGACAUAUGACUGGCUGUGUAGGAUGCUGGGGGCCCCGUUCGUCAUUCCCCGAUCCAUGGCUCAGUUAGAACAAUUAGAGGGAGCAUUUGAUGUUGUUGACAUCUAUUUGUGGCUGAGUUACAGAUAUCCGGACUUGUUUGUUGAUGCUGACGAGGUUAGACAACUUCGAAUGAAACUUGACUCUAUUAUUCAAACAUAUCUUAGCCAAGGAAUGACAAAAGGUAAAUCGUCUCUUGUUCAUGAACUUUAUGACAAAACAGCCGCUGUCCCGCCAGACGACAAACUUUUAGAACAGAGUCCACUGCAAGCAUACACCCCUAAGCCAAAGCCUAAGAGAGAUGAUGACAAGCACAGAGUAUUUGCUAAUGCUUACAAAGAAUUGGAAAGAAUCGAACAAAGUGAUUACGAGUUUACUGAUUUAAGUGAUCCUUUACCAUUUAAAGAUAAUUAUACAGAUACAAAACAUUCAGAAAAACAGAAGGAUAUGGAUGAAUUAACUAAAGAUUUGAAUUUAAAAGACAAAUCUGAAGAAAAACGACAUAAUUUGUGGCAAUUUGAUGAGGUCCAGGAAGCAAAAACUGUGAAAAAGGAGGAUAAACUGAAAAGUCUAUUUUCUGGGAAAAGUAAACAGUAUAAUGCAAUCGCUGGUACUUACGCAUCAAAUAUAUUUUCUAGUGACAAUGAUGGUAAUAUUGAAAGGAACCAAGAACCACCAAAUGUUUCAGAAAAUACAGAAACUGAUACAGUGAAUGAAUAUGAAGCAUAUGUAGGAAUGGACGAUGAAGAGUUAGAGGCUUUAAAGAAGAUACUGACAAUAUCAAAAGAGAUAAAAAAGCAUAAGAUGGAGCACCAGAGUCCAGUAAUGGACCAAGGAGAAGUACGUGUAUUUGGAAGUAUGAUAAGUUCUGAUAAAGAGAUACCCAAGCUCGAUACUUUGGUGCAUAUUUUACCAAAGAAAAUAAAAAAGAAACAAAAGGUCAAAGAAAAAUAUUUCAGAUCUUUACUUAAAAAAGAUACACUUGAUUCUCCUGGAGAAGAAACAUCUGGAAAUGUACAGGAUUUGGACAAUGUAAAUACACAAACUGACAUAGAAGCUGACUCUGCAUUAAAAGAUAAGGAAAGUGUUGAACAAAAACUCCUUAAAAAAGGUGUUUCUGCAGAGAUGCUAGAAAAGUUGAAGAAAGAAUGGCAAAAAUCGACAAUGAAAGAUGAAAAUAGUAAUGACAAGAUUAAAGAUGUUGAAAACAAAUGAUUAUAAUCAUGAUUAUAUAUAAGUUUGAUUCAGUGAUGGUCUAGAUGGGCCGUCAAAGUCCAUAGUCCUUUACCCAGUUAAGGUUAGUUACAUGCUCAUUACCGCACGUUGCAUUUUCUUAUGUUGAGCAGUUAGCAGUAAUGAAGAGGAUAUUUUGAUGGGUCACAUUCUUGAUAUGUUUUAAGCUUAUAAAAGAGUUUGCCAAUAAGCCAAUAGUCUGUCAGAUGACUGAAGAGAUAUGUCUAAUGGCAAGGGGCAUAGUUAUCAUUGGUUGCUUGUUGUAUGAAAUUCUUCUAAAAUGAAUUCAAGAUGCUUGUAACAAUUAUAUAAGAGUUUUAUUGCUAUUUUAACAUCACCAUCAUAUUUUUUAUGUCAACAAUUCUGUGAUAAAACAGUUUCAUGAUGUGAUUAAAUAGUUGAACAUGA
Molecule: messenger RNA, 3746 nt
Organism: Ruditapes philippinarum (Manila clam)
Lineage: Eukaryota; Metazoa; Mollusca; Bivalvia; Venerida; Veneridae
Product: ATP-dependent RNA helicase SUPV3L1, mitochondrial-like
Exons: 15
Coding region: 168-3320 (1050 amino acids)
Biological process (GO): RNA catabolic process; mitochondrial RNA 3'-end processing
Cellular component (GO): mitochondrial degradosome
Molecular function (GO): RNA helicase activity; hydrolase activity, acting on acid anhydrides; ATP binding
Source: RefSeq, a predicted model, not a curated record